AUGCCGAUUCGGCCUCGCGCCAGGCUGAAACACGAAACUGAACCGUACAAAGCUCCACGGAACAUGCGCCCGCUGUCACCGCACGGUGCUCACUGCGCCGGCCUUAUCACGGCGAGCGAUUUGUGUUCCGUCCGUGAUAAUACCCCAUGGCGAUCAGUGCCGCACGGCCGCCCGCCAAGAGCUGACGCGGCAGCCUUAACGCGCGUCGCAUCGAAACAUGUUGCGCUCUCGAACGCUCCAAACGUAUCGGGCAACGUGACAAGCUCGGCCGCCUCAUCUACACAUUGUUGUGCGCGUGUGACGGUGUGCUACGAUUCUAUCUGCCUCGUCUUAAGGAUCUCCUUUAUCAAGGCAUUGUUCUGCGACUGGAUUGUGUGCCGGCUC
This is a messenger RNA of Iphiclides podalirius (scarce swallowtail), 384 nucleotides long. The record is from the annotation of a GenBank genome assembly. NCBI's taxonomy places the organism in Eukaryota, Metazoa, Arthropoda, Insecta, Lepidoptera, Papilionidae.